Molecule: messenger RNA, 651 nt
Organism: Dovyalis caffra
Lineage: Eukaryota; Viridiplantae; Streptophyta; Magnoliopsida; Malpighiales; Salicaceae
Source: the annotation of a GenBank genome assembly
AUGCUUACAAGUAGCUCAAACCUUCCUCAAAAGUCCCUAAAAUUGAAGCAAGAUGACAAAAAGGUCACCUGUAAACGUGUAACAAGAGAUGUCUCCAUGGCUAGCUUGAGCACAGAAGAUUACCAUGUUGGUGCAUCUGUUGCAGUUCCAUUCACUUGGGAGUCUCAACCAGGAACUCCCAAGAUCAAGCUUCGAGAAAACCCUCUUCCUCCUUUAACCCCUCCACCAUCCUACUUUUACAAUACUCCAAAACGACCAACAAAAAAGAUAUCUAAAUCUAAUAUUUUAGACUCUAUUUUCCCUAAACGUUCUACUAAAAAAACAAGCCUGCCUGCAUCACCUGCAUCUUCAUCUUCUUCUUCAUCUUUUUCGUCGCGGUUAUCGUCUUCGUGGUCCGCAUCAUAUUCGGUGCCUUCUUCCCCAAUGAAGGUUUCAAAAUCUCGAGGACUUUAUAAUGAAAUAGUGUCAAGCCCAAAAAAAUAUUUCGAUUCAAGAAAAACGAUGCUGAAUCAUGGUGAUCGAGAUCAUGAGGAGGAUGAAUGUGAAUCUCCUGUUUCUACUUUGUGCUUCGGCGGUAUUGGUCGUGGACCAAGUGCUCGGUCUCGAGGCUGCUAUGCAUCCAUGAUCAAGGUAUUGCUUAGGGAUGCUUAA